UGAGGGGAGUCGAGUCUCCCGCGCCCCACCAUCCUUGCCGGAGUUGCUGCUGAGUCGCUCGUGCUGAGCCGCUCGUUCUGAGCCCUGGCUGGCAAUAAAGUUCGUUAAGAAAAUCAUAGUCAUUUUUAAGAGAGUGAAAGAGGGCGCGAGCCAGCCGGGUAGCCCCGCCGGGGGGAGCUGGCGCGCUGGGAGGAGGAGGAGGAGGUGGCGGCGGCAGCGGUUGCGCCGCGACCAGGAGGAGCCGGUCGCGCCGGGCGGCGGGUCCGUGGCCAGCGGGGACGAUUUGAGAAGAUCUGAUCACCUGGAAUUAAAGUUGGUUCAGAAACCUUUUCAACUGCAAAAAUGUUGGAGGAAGAUAUGGAAGUGGCUAUCAAGAUGGUGGUUGUAGGGAAUGGAGCAGUUGGAAAGUCAAGUAUGAUUCAGCGAUAUUGCAAAGGCAUUUUUACAAAAGACUACAAGAAAACCAUUGGAGUUGAUUUUUUGGAGCGACAAAUCCAAGUUAAUGAUGAAGAUGUCAGACUAAUGUUAUGGGAUACAGCAGGUCAAGAGGAAUUUGAUGCAAUAACAAAGGCCUACUAUCGAGGAGCCCAGGCUUGUGUGCUUGUAUUUUCUACCACAGACAGGGAAUCUUUUGAAGCAAUUUCCAGUUGGAGAGAGAAAGUCGUAGCUGAAGUUGGAGAUAUACCAACUGUGCUUGUGCAAAACAAGAUUGAUCUCUUGGAUGACUCUUGUAUAAAGAAUGAGGAAGCUGAGGCACUGGCAAAAAAGUUAAAGCUAAGAUUCUACAGAACAUCAGUGAAAGAAGAUCUAAAUGUGACUGAAGUAUUUAAAUAUUUGGCUGAAAAAUAUCUUCAGAAACUCAAACAGCAAAUAGCUGAGGAUCCAGAAUUAAUGCAUUCAAGUAGUAACAAAAUUGACUUUGCACCUAAUGGCUCUCUGAAAGUUGACAGACUUAAAUACUGUUCUGCAGUGCUUUUCAGAUGGAGUGACAUCUUUGGUGGAAAAAUUCCUGCCUUGUGGACUUGUUUUAAUUUUUUUGCAUCAGACGAAGCUUCUCCUGUUUUUGAAGGAACGGUCCAUAAGAAGUGUCAAAAAACAGGUUUUGCUGAAUUUGAAACGCUGGAAAACAUAACUGAAAUGCCUAAAUGUGUUGGUACAGAUUUUAAUAUUAUGGGUCAAGGAAAGAUAGCAAGCGUUCUUUUUCUGAAGUUGGUCAUAUAGCUUUUUGGAAAGUAGUACUGAAUCUGAAUACUUACAAAAAAAUAAUAUCGAAAGGUAAGCUCUAAAUCUUGCCAGACUGCAUUGGUGUGUAUUUUGGCAAUGUUACUUGUGCAAUAUCUGUAUAAUUUAGAAUGUGGAGGUAUGCAUGCAGAUAUCUGGUACUGAAAUAUACUGACGGUAUGUUCAGUAUUUAAGGAAACAUAGAAUCUAAUUCAUUCAUAAAAUCAUUUACACAUUGUGUGUAUGUUAAAAGUUUUUAUUUUCAAAUAAGAAAUUCCAGACAUAUAUUUUGCAAAAUGAGCUCAAAUUUUAAAAGUGCUUUGUGCCAAAUAUAUCAUACCUAAUUUUUACAGUGCUUUACUAUCAGAAUUUAUAUUGUUUAUAAUGUCUUUUAAAAGCAGUUUCCCUCUCUGACAGAGUAGAUACAAGUUGAGUAUAAAUGUUUUAAUGCUAGAAUAUCUCCCAGGUGAGACUUGUUGCAAAAUCUCUCUCCUACGUCCAUCCAUAAGUGCGGUGAGCUUGUGCUGGCCAGGUCACAGCGCACCUGCGGUUAUCCCUUAGGUCCUGUGAAGUGCGGUGGUACUUCCAAUACCUUUCGCUGCUGACUGAAACGCAAUUUUGAACUUUUAAGAUUGUGCUAAUAAUGUUUUUAAAUGCAGAAGAAAUGAUCUUUGGUCUUAAUCUGCGUUAUGGAUUUUAUAAUGCCCUGCAACUCUAAAGCAUCUUUUCGUUUACACAUUUUGUAUGGUAUUUUAAGAUUAUCACUUAAAAAUUUCUAUAAACUUCAGUUUGUAUAGCACUUCCUCAAGAGCUCUGUUAACACCAAAUACAAAAUAAUUUCUUUUAAGAAACGAUUUUCAUAUGUAAUCAUGUGACAGCAUAAAUUUUGUGACUUGGGACAGGAGCUUUCCAACUAAGAUAACUGCAUGAACUCUGUUAAAAAGUGAUUAUCAUUCAUCAGUGACUUUGUUUUUAACCCUUGCUAUCUACCUGGUUUUUACAGGAUUUCAAGAUCUGUAAAAAUAACUUUUUUUGGAAAAUGUGUCAAAGUCGUUUUUCAUUAUUUGUACUAUAUGCAUAAUGUUAUAUGUAUUUCUUUUGUAUGUUUUCUCUCUUCCUCUCUCUCUCUCUCUCUCUCUCUCUCUCUCUCUCUCUCUCUCUAAGUUUUCCAUCCGCACCGUCCUCCUCCCUCUGUCCAGAUUACUAUUAAGAAGAUGAUAGAAAUUUCUGGGGCAAGUCCUUAGUAAGUGGUCAAGAGUGAAUGUUUGCCUUUUCAUAAUACUGAAACAAUCUGGCAUUAUCUACUUUAAAGUAAUAUAACAAGUUAAUUUUUAUGUCACCAGUUGUCUCCACACCCAUUGCUGGCAGUGGGAUAGGUGUUGGGGGAAACAAACUCAGUGGCUAACAAUGGGUACCUGUUAAUGAUUCAUCUUUCCUUUUUUUCUCUCUUAAAAUACAGUCUCUUUAAUUUUUGCACAAAAUAUAUUUUGUGGCGAAUUGUUUUGUGGUCUUUAGUAGCCAAAGAAAAAUCAUGUAUGUAAUGUGUUCACAUGUGUUCUAUUUCAGAUUGAUUAAAUGUGUGUGGGAAAGAGUUUGCUAGUUUUCUAUAUAAUCUCUGAUGAUUGUUGAAGUUUCCUGAUAUUUGUAAUAUAAUUUUACAUACUUAGUUUUGUCCUUUUUUCUUUUCAUAAGAACUGAAGAGAGAUCUUUGUUACACAUUUGAAUUUUUAUUUGCACUUGUGUAUUUUAAACCUAACCAUAAUUGGUCAUUUUAAAUAACUAAGUACGUCUUAAAAUCAGUCACAAAUGAUAUGUUAAAUACUUCCUCAGUUUAAUUCUAAAGCCUUCAAAGUUGACAUUAAUUUUUUUCUUGAGACCCUUAAUUCUCUUAAAUAACCAUUAAUUUCUAACGAGCUAUGGAUGCUAAAGAAAAAACUGUGUAAGACUC
This is a messenger RNA of Lynx canadensis (Canada lynx), 3169 nucleotides long. It is a transcript of the gene RAB23, whose product is annotated as RAB23, member RAS oncogene family. NCBI's taxonomy places the organism in Eukaryota, Metazoa, Chordata, Mammalia, Carnivora, Felidae. Bases 343 to 1221 code for a protein of 292 amino acids. The record is from RefSeq and is a predicted model, not a curated record. The transcript is spliced from 7 exons. Gene Ontology annotation, molecular function: GTPase activity; GTP binding.